This is a messenger RNA of Aspergillus niger, 1461 nucleotides long. RefSeq lists its product as uncharacterized. Gene Ontology annotation, biological process: regulation of DNA-templated transcription. The record is from RefSeq and is a predicted model, not a curated record. The coding region runs from base 1 to 1461 and encodes 486 amino acids. The transcript is spliced from 4 exons. Gene Ontology annotation, molecular function: transcription cis-regulatory region binding; DNA-binding transcription factor activity, RNA polymerase II-specific; zinc ion binding. Gene Ontology annotation, cellular component: nucleus. NCBI's taxonomy places the organism in Eukaryota, Fungi, Ascomycota, Eurotiomycetes, Eurotiales, Aspergillaceae.
AUGCCAGCCGUACGGGCCUGUACAAACUGUGUCCGAGCAAAGACGAGAUGUGCCCUCAGUGGAGCUUCCGGGACAUGUGAACGAUGUGUACGCCUUCGGAAGGCUUGUCAGCCAUCGCCUCCCGUGCGCAAGCGCCGGGUAGUGGCCAAGGCCUCUGCGAAAGAUGUCCAGAAGCUGGAGGAGAAGCUGGACGGACUGUACAGUAUCCUCCAGGGCCAGACGGGUCUGCUGAACGGACCGAUGCAGCCGGCCCAGGAGCCUGUAAUUCCAGCACCUCACACGGACGAAACUGUAUCGUUGCCUAUUCCUCUAACACAAGAUCUGUCAGGAACAACAUGUAGUCCGGCUGCUCCGUCUUUGGAACAGCCUCGGGCCACUUCUUACGAGCCUAACGAUGAUGAUGCCGAGCUGUAUUUAGCUAGGUUCCGCUCUGACUUUAUUGACCAUUUGCCCUUUCUUGACAUUCCAGUAUCUCAAAGUGCCCAUCAGCUGCAUGAGGAGAGUCCGCUGCUGUGGCUAGCUAUAAUGACUGUUGCAUCUACUCGGACCACGCAGCAGAAAGCCAUGUCCAGGCAGAUGAGAGAGGCAUUUGGCCGCGAGGCGUUUGUAGAAGGCACGAGGAGUAUAGACUUCUUGUUGUCAGUCCUGGUAUAUGCCACCUGGGAUCGCUACUACGCCCUUGACAAGCCGCUUUUUACUAGUUUGAUGCAGUUGGCUAUUGCAAUUGUAUACGACCUAGGCCUGGACAAGCCGCCGGUGCAGGACCCGAGUCUUCUGCUUAGCUAUGACCUGAAGGGACACAAUCGGCCGUCCCAUUACUCUCGGCUGCCUACCAUGCAGGAACGCAGAGCUUUGCUGGGUUGCUUUCUUUCAUUUCAGAAGCAAAUUCGCACAUUCCGAUCACAAAUCCCUCUCGAACUCACCAAUAACAAGAUCCUGCAAAUGGAGUUAUACAGCGCAGAAAUGAUGAUCCACGAGAUUGGCUUCUCAUCAGACCCAACUAUCUUUCCUCGGCAAUCAAACCAACAAUUUGAAUGCCUAUGUGCCUGCCUCCAAACCAUCAAGUCAUGGACCGACAACAUUCUGGCCCUGCAACCUGUAGAGUAUGUCGGGCUUUCGUGCUUGAUGUGUGCCAACAUGGCGCGCAGCUUCAUCAACCUCUACCGUCUCACUGUCUGUGACUAUCCCGUUUGGGACCGUAAGCUGGUGCAGGAAACGAUAGACGUGUCCUGGGUACUGGAAAGGGCGGCGCAGCGGUUCACGCAGGUCAAAGACGCGGCGGGACUCGAUCCAGAAGGCACUCAGGAACUGGAUUUCUUCAUGAUUAUGGCAGCGAAAAUGGAGGCCAUGAAGAUGUCGUGGGACACGGCGGUGAUGCCAAUGAUGGAAGACUCGUGGGAGCCGACUUUGGAUGAUCUGGACAUGUUCUCUAGCGAAUUCCGCAAUAUGUGGAGUUGGUGA